ACUCAUGGUUUUAUUGUGAUCUAGAAUACAAUAAGUAAUUAAUUUACAAUUUAGACAAUUACAUUGAAUCUAUUCUGCCUAUAUAUAACUUUAAUGAACACAUUCGUAUUACUUCACGAUAUAAUAAGAUAUCAAAAAACUGGCACGAUAACGUGCUGAUAUGAUAUAAUCGUAAAACCUUGAUCGUAUUACCAUUCAUAUAGCCUCAAUUUUGUCAAACAAAUAUUAUUUUUUAUUAAUAUCAACAAUCGGUAAAGAAACAUCGAAAGAUACAGUAUCAUUUUUAAAAUAAUACAAUAACCCCAGUAAAUAAGAUACAUCUAAAAAUAUAUAAUAUUAAUCUAUUAAUAACAGAAAUAAAACAAAAAUCUUCAAAUUAAUACGAACUCUACUUUAUCGACAAUACAAUAGCCGACGAAAGUUACAAAGUUUCUCAGAAGGUCGCGCAAAUGACAACAACGUAAAACUAUAUACAACAGAUACGAUCUGUAAAAAAUCACAGUUUCGAUGGUAGUAACGUAAGACGUACUAUUAUAGCAUUUCUCACUCAUCGUGACGCUGCGAACAUUGUGGCGUGAGUUAGGAAUUCGAAUCGAUUGAACUUUGUACAAAUAGUUAGGUAGCAGUGAACGUGUAUCGUAUGAUUCAUACUUUCUGUGGAAUAAGAAGAAUACAGUGCCAAUCAAUUUUUUUUAUUCUACAAUACAGGAGCCGAAUUAGUGAUCGCUCUAAUUAUUAUUUACAACAAUUAAGAUUGUAACCUCUGACGAACGGAAGAAGUUUUAGAGAAGAGUAAAUAAGAGUUGUUGUGCGAUCGCUCUUUAUAUCUUUCGUUUUUUCUGUCCUGUUUUUUGAUAUACUUUCCUUUUUUCUCUUUUUCUCUUACCAUACGUUCUUUUUUUCUGUUUUUUCUCAUUUCAUAUAUUGUCUUGUUUCCUUCACUCUCAAUUCUGCCCUUUCACUGGCAGUUUUGAUAUAACGGAUCCAUUCAACGAAAAAAAAGUGAAACAACACUAAAGUCGAGCCGUGAAAAACGCUCGACGAUCAAAGCUCAAAGGAAUGGUACCAAAAUGGUCGUGGAUCGUCUUUAAUCUCUUUAUAUACGCUAUAGCUACAUCAUAUGAUGAUAAUGCCAAAGCUAUCAUAGAAUUUACGGAACUCGGUUACGAAGAUAUUUGUUAUGAUGCUGCUAUUGCUGAGUGGUUAUUCAUCAAUUCAUCGUUAUUAGAUCAGACAACGUAUACGACAUGGGAAGAAAAACAAAUAGAAUAUGGAAACUACAAAAAAAUUCAAAGAGAAGAAAUUCACAAUAUUUCCAAAAUAAUUCUAAGCGAUUCCUUACUUGCAUAUAAGUACAAUGUUAUUGAAAAACCAGGUGAUGCUUUACUGGAUGAAAAAGAUUUCAAAAAGCUGGUGCACUUUGCUAAUAGUGCUGAAGUUUUACGAUUAUCGGUUAAGAAUAUUAACAAAACAAAUAAUUAUUUGCGUGAAGACUUUGAACGAUUAUUGUCGCAUAAUGGACAUGAGAAUGAUAAACUUAAUGUUUGGAAAUCUUGGUAUCAAGAAUUAAAUCCACUUGUUAAAAAUUUCUCUUACAUUCUCUCGCUCAUUGAGAAAGCUGCUAAAGCAAAUGAUGUCGAUAAUGUAAAAGAAUAUUGGGAAAUGUUAUCAGUAUAUCCAAAUGGUUAUGAAGACAUCAAAACUCAGUGGAAUAGAAUUUCAAGUCUUCAUAAAAUCAUAUUAGAAUUUGCUCGGACUCAUUUAUCCCACAAAUAUGGAAUUAAUUUAACAGAAACUAUCCCAGCUCAUUUACUUGGAUCACUACAAGGACAUGAAUGGAGUACUUUUUCCAUAGAUAUGCCACCAUAUUCGGAAAUAACAUAUAAUAUAAGAAAGAAUCUGUGGAAAAAGAAACUCUUUGGAAAAUCUCUAUAUAAAGCAGCAUCUAAUAUGGGCACUAUAUUAUUAGGUCAAGUACCACAAUCUAAUUUUUGGAUUAAAAGUCAAUUUCAUUGCCAUUGCCCGCCUAAGCUAAUAAAUUUUUGUAAAGAUGGAAUUACACGAAUAUCCACUUGUUUUGAACCAACUAUUGCAAAUUUUCUCUUAGCCCAUAAAAAUAUCGGAAAAAUCCUAUUUCAACAAAUAUCUGUUCAAAACACUCCAAUUCUCAACAUAGCUAAUAGAUAUUCUGUUUUAGAAGAAGCUUUAUCUGAAUUAUUUGGAAUUUUAUCCGUUAGUCCGGUAUGGUUACAACGUAAUCACUUGAUUUAUAAUAUAAGCGAUACAGAUCAAAAAAUUGUUUCCUUGAUGAUUACUGCAUUAGAUGUAUUGCCACGGUUAGCAUACUAUAUAUCUGCAGAUAUAUGGAGAAUUAAUGCUAUAGAAAAUAAUAUUACAGACUCAACAGAAUUGAUAAAAUCUUGGUGGAAACAUAAGUUAGAAUUUGAAGGAAUUAGUGAACCUGAAUCUAUGAAUACACCAACAUUUUUAAAUGAUGAAUAUAUUACAAAUAAUAAGCCAUAUCUUUCUAAAUUUGCUGGAAUACUUCUUGCAUUUCAAAUUUAUGAACAUAUUAUGGAAUCUACUGAAGUUAGAUAUGAUAUUAGUACAAAAAAAAUAAAUUCAAAUUUAAUAAAACUAAUUCAACAAGGAUCAGCAGAAAAUUGGAUAGAUGCAUUGAGCAAAUUGUUUGAAAUAGAUGAUAUAUCAAUAUAUGCCCUUACAUCUUUUUUCUCACCAUUAGAAAGUUUUAUUGAGGAACUAAAUGAAGAAGAAAUUGAUCAUAAUUUUGAAUCUAAUGGUGAUGUUGAGCUCGAAGAAGUAGAACGAAUGAUUAUUAAAGAAAUGAAUGCUCCAACCACAACACCAACUACAACUACAACGACAAAAAAAAUUCGAACUACAUUAUCAACAACACCAAAAUAUGCGCAGAAAAGAUUUAAUGAUUCUGCAAAAUUUCUGAAACCUAUAGAAUUUGACUUAUCUUCUAAUAUCCAAGCUGAUAAACCAAAAAGUGAUACAGAUUCUGAAACUAAACAAACAACUGUAAAUCCGUAUGAGCAAUCAUUUGACUUCAAUAACUUAGAAAAUGAAGAUGAAAAGAAACCAAAGAUGCAUACCAGUAAAGCAGUAUGGGCCGUUGCUGCAGUUCUCAUUGCAACAGUAACUAUAUGUAUUAUUGCAAUAUUUGGUAGACAAAGAUGUCGUAAAACAUCUAAAAAUAGGCGCUAUGUAUAAUAUUACUAUUAACAAUAUGGCAAAAUAUUUAUUUUUUCGCAUGUAAGUAUCUUUUGAUUCAUGUAAGUUAUUAUCACAAACAAAAUCUAUUCAGAAAUAGAUUAAUUUUUUACUUACAAUCUUUCAUACAAAUACGCACAUUCCCUAAUUCUUUUUUUUUUGCCUCAAGAAAAGAUUUAAAAAAUUUAACAUCUCAAUUUUAUAAUUUAUAAAAAGUAAUUGUAAUUACAUGAAAAAAUAAAUUUAUAUAUUCAUAAAUAUAUACUUUUGGUGGUAAAAAUCUGGAAUUCUUAGUAAGACACUUCCAUUUAUAUGCUGUGCAUAUAAAUAGAAAUAAAAGAUGAAUUUCAAAUAAAUUAGACAUAAUUCAUCCAUUAUGUAAAAGAAACUAAUUAAAACCAACAGGGUAUUUAUGCUAAAAAACAAAGAGUUAAUUUAUAACUUUAAGUUAUAUCAUAUAUCUAUUCUCUUAUAAUAUAGUCUUAUAAUUAUAGCUUGAUGUUAAAACUAUAAUUUAAGUAUAAAUCUUAUAAUUUAUUUAUUAUAUAAUUUUUCCAUUUCCAUUUUUAUUGUAAUUAAUAAUUAAGAAAGUAUAAUCGUA
Molecule: messenger RNA, 3838 nt
Organism: Vespa velutina
Lineage: Eukaryota; Metazoa; Arthropoda; Insecta; Hymenoptera; Vespidae
Product: angiotensin-converting enzyme 2-like
Exons: 13
Coding region: 1060-3237 (725 amino acids)
Biological process (GO): proteolysis
Cellular component (GO): plasma membrane
Molecular function (GO): metallopeptidase activity; peptidyl-dipeptidase activity
Source: RefSeq, a predicted model, not a curated record